GUUUUCAUUCUAUGAUAUUAUUAUCUCACAUUCGCAAAUAACUGUUUUUGAAUUUAAAUAUUAAAUUAUUAACUUUUUGAUGUUACAAUUUUGCAAUUUUUUCGCCAUUUUUAUUGUUAUGUCAAUAAAAUGUGAAAUAUUAAAAAAUAAAUUUAUAAAUUAACCAUUUUGCAUAAAUAAUUUGUUUUAGUAGUACAACAUACUUGCAAGUAAGCUGAGUGGAAAAUAUUAUUUUAAUAUAAAGAUGGAAAAGGAAUCUUCUGCAUCAAUGGAGGAAAAGAAUUUUAUUGCCGAAAAAUCAAAAAGCAACAGAGCAAAAUGUAAAAAAUGUAAAGAAAUAUUAAAUCAAGGGUCUUUACGAAUUGCAAAAAUUAUGCCGAACCCGUUUGGUGAUGGUAAAAUGAUGGCCUGGCAUCAUCCCCAAUGUUUAGUCUCUGUUUUUGCUAAGCAGAGAGCUUCAACAGCCAAAAUUACGUGUGUUGAUGAUAUCGGUGGUUGGAAUUCUCUAUCGAUGGAACAUCAGAAUGAAAUAUUCACAGUAUUUCCAAAUAUCCCCAAAGAGAAAAUAAAAACCGUUGACGAUCCACUUCCACAGGAUACGCCAGGCAAAAAAAAAGCUAAAACUAAAAUAACAACACUAUCAUCACCAACGGUUGCACCGAAACAAAUAUUCUAUUUUAAAGACUUUCGAAAACUGUGCAUGAAACUUUCUCAAGAAAAUAGUUAUACACAAAAAACCGCUAUUGUAAAAGAAUUUUUCGAUUCUUUUUUAGCCAAAGAAAAUUCCGUUAAAUCGCGAGUAGAAAGUCUAUACUUGUGGUGUAAAUUGUUACUACCAAAUUCAGAAAAACGAAUAUAUAAUUUACAAUCAAAGCAACUGAUCAAAUUAUUUUCUCAAAUGUUUUCUCACAACACCACGUUAAUGCUGGAGGACUUGGAGAAGGGCGAUGUCGCUGAAACUAUACGAAUAUUUUUUGAAAAAAGUAACAAUGCUGAUGUUAGACCUGCUUUAAAAGCUACGCUAACAUUGGUUGACGUUGAUAGUUUUUUAGAUAAAUUAUCAGCCGAAACUACAGAAAAUGGCCAAAAAGAACUAUUCAAAUCGAUUACUACCAAAUGUACCGGAAAUGAUUUAAAAAUGAUCAUCCGCCUUAUAGUACAUGAUCUAAGAAUUAAUUGUGGCCCAAAAUUUAUACUUGGUGCUAUUCAUCCAAAUGCUUAUGAAUCUUACCAGACAACCCAUAAUUUGGAAAAGGUUGUGAAAAAUAUUUGUUUGUAUAAAAAUGCUAAUGUUUCUGCGUCGGAAGUGGUGGUUAAAUCCGUCGGACUGGUAAAUCUAUCGCUUUUGAUUCCAAUCCUACCCAUGCUAGCUGAACCGUGCAAAUGUCUAAGUGAUGUGUUUAAAAAGUGUCCUUCAGGUAUUUAUUCAGAAAUUAAAUAUGACGGUGAACGUGUACAACUACAUAAGAGUGAAAAAGAAUACAAAUUUUUUUCUCGGAGUCUUAAGCCUGUUUUAGACCACAAGGUAAGAAUGUUCAAAGAAUAUAUACCAAAAGCUUUUCAACACGGUCGAGAUAUGAUACUGGAUUGUGAAGUGUUGAUGUUUGACGUUAAUACAAACAAACCGCUUCCUUUUGGUACUUUAGGUAUUCAUAAGAAAAGUCAAUUUAAAGAUGCUAAUCCCUGUUUAUUUGUUUUCGAUUGCAUGUAUUACAAUGGCACAUCGCUCUUAGACAAAUCAAUUGUUGAACGUAGGAAAGUACUAGAGCAAAAUAUGAUAGAAAUUAAAGGCCAUAUUAUGUUUUCAGAAGUAAAAGAGUUGCAUAGAGUUAAGGAGUUAGAAGCCAUGGUGGAAAAUGUAUUAAAACAAGGUUUUGAAGGAUUAGUAUUAAAAGAUUUAACUGGUGUUUACGAACCUGGUAAAAGACAUUGGCAAAAAGUAAAAAAAGACUAUUUGUUUGGAGGUACAAUGGCAGAUAGUGCUGAUCUUGUAGUUCUAGGUGCUUGGUUUGGAACUGGCAACAAAGGUGGUAUGAUGUCAAUAUUUUUAAUGGGUUGCUAUGAUGCUAAGAAAGACGUUUGGUGUACAGUUACUAAAGUUCAUGGAGGACACGAUGAUAAAACAUUAGAAAAAUUACAAAGCGAGUUAAAAAUGGUAAAAAUUAGUAAAGAUGCCACUAAAAUACCUGCUUGGUUAAAGUGUACAAAAACAAUGAUACCAGAUUUUAUUGCAGAAGAUCCAAAGGAAAUGCCUGUUUGGGAAAUUUCUGGAGCUGAGUUUUCUCAAGCAGACAUUCACACUGCAAAUGGUAUAUCCAUAAGGUUUCCACGAGUAACGAAAAUUAGGGAUGACAAACAUUGGGAAAGCGCUACUUCUUUAUCAGAAUUACAGAAUUUAUUUAACUUAUCAAAGAAAACAGAGAAUUUAAAUAUUUUUUCCAAAAAUUGUUCUGGAGACUCGCAUAGUUCACCAUCAAAAGAUUCAGACUCUGAUAAUAGUUCGUUGACACCAUCACCAAAAAUACGAAAGAAAACAAAGAGAACUCUAGAUUCGUACAUACAAGGAACUUCAAGUUCAAAAAAUACUGAUGAACCUAAUAAAAAAAAAAUUAAACUAACUGAAAAUGGUCCGAAAAAGCCCUUACCUGACUUGUUUACUGGAAUUCAUUUGGUUGUUCCAAAUUCACCAAUAAAAAACAAGUUUUUACGUUAUUUUAUUGCCUACGGAGGAACAGUUUUAGAUUCUAAUGAUGCGACUGAAGCAACUCACAUCAUAAUUGAUAAUGAAUCCUGGUCAAAAAAUAUGCAUAAUAUACAUCAAAAUAAAAUUGCUGUAACCGCUCAAUGGUUUUGGGAUAGUAUUAGAAAUGGAACAUUACUUUCGACUGAAAAAUAUUUGUUAAAAAAUUUAACGUGACAUAUAUAAUUAGUGAAUGAAUUAUACUAUAGUUAAAAUUAUAUUUAUAAUUAAUUGUAAUAAAUCCAACUGUAUUUGUUAUCUGCAUUUGAUUUUUUCUACCACUUUUAUAGCAUUUAUGGUUCCAAUAUACCAAGAGUUGCUACUUCUUUUGAAAUGUAAUUAGAUAGUUUGUA
Molecule: messenger RNA, 3093 nt
Organism: Daktulosphaira vitifoliae (grape phylloxera)
Lineage: Eukaryota; Metazoa; Arthropoda; Insecta; Hemiptera; Phylloxeridae
Gene: DNAlig3
Product: DNA ligase 3
Exons: 21
Coding region: 245-2917 (890 amino acids)
Biological process (GO): mitochondrial DNA repair; double-strand break repair via alternative nonhomologous end joining; lagging strand elongation
Cellular component (GO): DNA ligase III-XRCC1 complex
Molecular function (GO): zinc ion binding; DNA binding; ATP binding
Source: RefSeq, a predicted model, not a curated record